UCUUCCGCCCUCACUCAAGAUGGACGCCGGGGAAACUGCGCGUACUCUCCCCUGCAGGGCGCCCGGGAGUCACGUGAGCGACGCCGAGCGCCUGGGAGGAGUCGCGAGGGAGGGCACGUGACGCGCUCGCGGCCGAGGCAGUUGCGACGCAGGAGGCGCGGAGAGAGUUUGCCCCUGACGGUCACAGGCAUGUUUGCAGCAAGGCUGGUGUGCCUUCGGGCCUUCCCGUUCCACAGUCUCCGCCCAGCACUUUCUCAGUUUUCACCUGCCUUGAGGAAUUCCACUCUGAAGACGAAUCAGUGUCUCUUGCAGCCUUAUCGGGGAUAUGCCACCAAAGCCAGGAUGGGUUUCCGCCGGGGGAAACUUGGUCAAGAAAUAAAGGAAGCGGCUUUUGAACCCUCAGUGGAAAGGUUCUUCAAAGCGGAUCAGAUGGGGAGAUGGUUCGUGGCCGGAGGUGCUGUCGUCGGCCUUGGAGCUCUCUGCUAUUAUGGCCUGGGGUUGUCUGACGAGGUUGGAGCCAUCGACAAAGCCGUCAUUUGGCCGCAGUACGUGAAAGACCGAAUCCAUUCCACCUACAUGUAUUUUGCAGGAAGCGUCAGCUUGACGGCACUGUCUGCUGUAAUGGUCAGCAGGACUCCGGCCCUCAUGGGCCUAAUGAUGAGGGGCUCUUGGCUGGCGAUUGGCGCAACCUUUGCAGCGAUGAUCGGGGCUGGGAUGUUGGUCAGAUCAGUAGAUUACGAGGGGAGCCCUGGCAUGAAGCACCUCGCUUGGAUGCUGCAUGCAGGUGUCAUGGGCGCAGUGGUGGCUCCUCUGACUCUCCUGGGCGGCCCCCUGCUCAUCCGAGCUGCUUGGUACACAGCAGGAAUCGUGGGCGGCCUGUCAACCGUAGCCAUGUGCGCCCCGAGCGAGAAGUUUCUGAACAUCGGAGCGCCACUGGGAGUAGGCUUUGGCCUCGUGCUUGCCUCCUCUCUCGGAUCCAUGUUCUUCCCUCCGACAUCUGCCUUGGGGGCUGGCCUGUACUCUGUUUCUGUUUAUGGUGGAUUGGUGCUUUUUAGCCUGUUCCUGCUCUACGAUACCCAGAAGGUUGUAAAGCGUGCAGAGACGCAACCGUUGUACGGUGUACAGAAGUAUGAUCCCAUAAAUGCGUGCAUGGGCAUCUACAUGGACACACUCAACAUCUUCAUCAGAGUGGCCACCAUGCUCGCCACCAGCGGCAAUAGCCGGAGGAAGUAAAUAAACGGCAACUUUCCGGGCCAUCCGACACUUGGGUUUUAUCUGCUUAGUGCAUAAUAUUGAAGAAAAAAAAUGUCAUUGUGUACAAGCAGCAGCUGUUGCGGAGAAGACGGCUCUUCCCAGCAUUUCAACCGAAUCAUGGAGGCGUUUUCGGUGUCAUGUGACUUGAAUCUUAGUUCCCCAUUUCAACUUUUAAAAAAAUAAAAAGUGGAAACUGGAUGACCGCAUUACCGUGCGAUCAGCUUCACCCGAGGUCUGGGAUUUUUGAUACGGGAAAAGAAGUUCAUUGCAGUUCGCACGUAUAUGUCAGUUGUGCUCCCUCCUUUGGAAAAGGGGAAGAUUGAUGGUGUGCUCUAAUCUUUGAACAGCAGCCGGGAGAGGGUUGCCGUAUUCAAACUAGCCAGUGUUCCAGCGGCGGUCAGAUGUGGGCUAAGAAGCUCGUUAAUACAGAACAGGUGACCAGUUUUCACUGAGAUAUGUCAACAGCAGGCAAAUCUACUCCGAUGACUGCAGACAAAGCAGAUUGGCUUCACAAAUUGGGACUCAAAAGGAAAUAAUUGGUGGAAUCCGCUUUAAAUUUCAGCCAAGUAGUAAGGGGGACCAGUGAGCAAGACAAGACAGGUUUGAGUCGCUAUUCCAGCGUGGGCACUUUAAUAAGCGGAGCAAGCCCUUGAUAUCCCGGCACUAAUACUGCAGUCUUACUACAAUAGGAGAGGGGGGGACGUGCUCCUAACAGGGUGUAGCUGAGGGCAAAUAGAUCCGUUUGGGAAUUCCAGGCCUCAUUGUUUUUCUCAAAAGUCAGGCACGACUCAAAUCUGUUUUCGGAUGCUUUCGAUAUACCCAGCUAAGAAGCGUGGGCUUCCUUAACCUGGGCAUUCACAGUUUCUAAAACGUUUUCAUUGCAGCCGGCUUGAUUCUUGAGAAACGCACUUUAAACCUUCGCAGUACCUUCUAGGUUGAGGAAAUUGCGAUGCGGGGGGGUUUCUCAGAUGCGCAGCGAGAGAUUCGGGAAGCGCUGCUCUGUUGCGUCGCAGCAGUUUGGCCUCUUUGUUUUUCCUUUUCACUUGGCUAACUUAGCCGCGCUUGUACCAGUUUUAAAAACAAAUAAAGUCCUAGCCCAGCA
Molecule: messenger RNA, 2356 nt
Organism: Heteronotia binoei (common prickly gecko)
Lineage: Eukaryota; Metazoa; Chordata; Lepidosauria; Squamata; Gekkonidae
Gene: GHITM
Product: growth hormone inducible transmembrane protein
Exons: 9
Coding region: 190-1233 (347 amino acids)
Cellular component (GO): mitochondrial inner membrane
Source: RefSeq, a predicted model, not a curated record